AUUAAUUCGUAAAUAUCGCUUAUUGGAAUUUCACAUUGGGUGCUUUGCCUAAUAAAACGGAGCCAUUACUCAUAAAUUUAGAAAAGAAACAAAAGUGGAAAUGGGCAAUAACGGCAGAGUUCUAUUAAACAUGGGAAUGAGGAGGAUGCCCUUAACGUCCCUUCGAGGCUUAUCUAUCUCCUCCCCAUUAUCAUGUCCCUCUUCCACUAAUCACCAUAUUUUCCCUAACAUUUUCAGUUUUUCCAAUAUCAAUAAAAGAUAAUUAAGAGAAAUGAGCAAUUCCCCAUUGGCUGGGGGCACCAUCACGACUCGUCGGAGACCGAUAGAUUUCAUCGAAUAUGCGGAGGAAAAUGGUAUUGGGAAAGUUAAUAUUGGGCAGCAUCAUCAUCAACAUAGAAGAACGUUGGUUAUAUCCCUAAUGAGACCAGGAAGAUACCUGAGCCGUUGGAUUUUUGCUGCAUUAAUGUUACUUAUGGUUUCCACCAUGUUUGUGAAGAUUAUUCUCAUACACAUAUUUCUUAGAGUUAAUGCCACCAUGAAUACUUCCCGUGAUUUCUUACAACUUCCACGUCACCUUAUGCAUGCACAGAGUAGUGAAAUUUGGGCAAACCACGGAAGUGAUAAGUAUUACAAAUGUGUAGAUCGAUCAAGUAAAAAGAUAAGAGACAAAAGUACGAGCAAUGGUUAUAUUUUAGCUCAUGCAAAUGGAGGACUUAACCAAAUGAGAACCGGGAUAAGCGAUAUGGUAGCAGUAGCAAAACUAAUGAAUGCCAGCUUGGUUCUUCCUUUGUUAGAUCACAAAUCCUUUUGGACAGAUCCUAGUGAAUUCAAAGAUAUCUUUGACUGGCAGCAUUUCAGAAAAGCUUUGGAAGAUGAUAUUGAAGUAUUGGAGUCUCUUCCUCCAAGUGUUGCAAAUGUGAAACCUUUCGUGAAGGCACCUGUUUCUUGGUCAAAGCCCAGUUACUAUAGUAGAGAUAUUCUGAAGAUAUUGCAGAGACACAAAGUAAUAGAAUUCACUCACACUGAUUCGCGACUAGCUAACAAUGGCAUCUCUCAUUCAAUCCAAAAACUACGAUGCCAUGCCAUGUAUGAAGCCAUUCGUUUUACUGAGAAAAUCGAACAACUUGGAGCAAAGUUAGUAAGCAGGCUCAAGGAAAAUGGUGAACCAUAUAUAGCUCUGCAUUUAAGAUAUGAGAAAGAUAUGUUGGCAUUCACAGGCUGCAAUCACAAUCUUACCAGAAAUGAAGCAGAGGAGCUUCGAAAAUUAAGGUAUAAAACUAAGCAUUGGAAAGAGAAACGGAUAAAUGGGACUAAAAAGAGGCUUCUCGGGGUUUGUCCCAUGACACCUCGAGAAGCUGCCAUUUUCCUAGAGGCGAUGGGAUAUCCAUCCAACACUAAAAUCUGCAUAGUUGCUGGAGAGAUUUUUGGCCAACAUGGAUUAAACGCUCUUCAAGAAAAGUAUCCAAAUAUAUAUUACCAUUCCAAUUUGGCAACAGAGCAAGAGUUGAAACCUUUUAUGCAAAGGCAUAAUCAGCUAGCUGCAUUGGAUUAUAUCAUAGCUCUUCACGCUGACGUUUUCUUCUACACCUAUGACGGGAAUAUGGCCAAAGCAAUUCGUGGUCACCGUGUAUUCAAAGGCUUUUGGAAGACCAUUAAUCCUGACAAGGAAAAUUUUGUUAGACUUAUUGAUGAAAUGGAAAACAAGAAGCUGACUUGGAAAGAAUUUGCAACUCAAGUCAGGGGCUUACAUGUAAACAGGACAGGGGCACCAAAUGGUAGAGUUGUUGGGCAAUCUCCAAAAAUGGAAGAAAAUUUCUAUGCAAAUCCUUUCCCUGGUUGUAUUUGUAUCAGAUCAAAACAGAAGAGUAGAUGAUUGCUGAGGUAUAGAAAGCAGUUCCUAAUUGCUUAUAGGCUUCCAAAGGCUAAAUUCUGAGAGGUGGAUGGAAAAGUUUAUGGUGAGCAAGAUUCUCACUUCUCAUCAGCCGCGCAGAGCCAAACAGAUAUUAAUUUGAUGGGUUCAACUUUUAAGUGGUACACUUAAAAAAUUAUGGGUUCAGAAUUUAUUAUUUGUUGACAUUUUAUUAAUUAAAUUCAAAUGUAUAUCUAUCUGUAGGUGUUGAAAAUACCGUUGAGUUGAACCAUAAAAUGUACAAGGUCCAUCUGCCUGCAGCCUCUGCAACAAACCGGUUAACUCAGAGCCCUAUCAGAUCGCUUGUAUAUAUAUUAUCUUAAGCUUGCCAGUUCUUCACUAAUUGUAUAUCAAGAAAUGGAAAAGCUAUAUAUCAAAGCACAAUAAUGCAAUAGACUCAAGCUUAUACAAAUCAGUGUACAUCUCAGUAAUUAGAUUAUCCAGGGAUGUCUAUUUUUUUUCUUAUUAGUUUAUUUAAGCAUGUUUAUUUGUUUCCAAAUCGUCUUUUGGGACAUGAAUUGAGGUUACUAAUCAAGGAGAAGAAUUGAGAAAGCCAAUAGAAACAGCUAAAGGAAAGUUCUGAAUUGAGGUUAUUUCUACAGAAAAAAGAGG
Molecule: messenger RNA, 2521 nt
Organism: Capsicum annuum
Lineage: Eukaryota; Viridiplantae; Streptophyta; Magnoliopsida; Solanales; Solanaceae
Product: O-fucosyltransferase 28-like
Exons: 8
Coding region: 272-1873 (533 amino acids)
Cellular component (GO): cytoplasm
Source: RefSeq, a predicted model, not a curated record